CCGAUAACGAGGCGUCGCGUCGCGUCACCUCGCGUCGCGUCGGUGGACUCGACGCACGUGUCCAGCACCGGCUCGUCACGCGACGCAUCGAUGCAAGAUUCGCGGGAUCGCAAGGUCGGAUCUCUCCCGUGCGAACCGACUGUUGCCCGUUAUCGCCCCGUAUCGAUUUAUAGCUUUACCGAGGACCAACGAAAUUACUGUCCGCUACGAAACCUGUCAUUUUCGAGAAAUAGCCGGUUAGUACGGUUUUCAAUAUUUCAGCGAGGAACGAAGAUACUUCGAAUGGCUCGCGCGACGCGGUAUUUCGCGAAAGUCGCGUAAUAACCGUUGUUCGCGAGUAUGCUACUCGUCCCGUGGUUUCUCCUCGCGUUCUUCGGGUUCGCGAUCGCGUGCGACGACUCGUUCGCGCGACUGAUCCGCGACGUCGUCGGUCCGCUCGUUCCGGCUGUAACGGUGUCGGCGUAUCUGUGCCGACUCGACGAAGGUAAGCGAACCAGCGGAAUUACGCAACGUUCGCGAUCGUAGGUGUACGAUCUUAACGAGACCAACUCGUUCUUCGAGUUACGCGUGUCCGCUGCAAUUACGCGCCUUCUAUUCUCUCUUUCUCUUUCGCAGAUGACGCGCUCGUUGUAUCCAAUCGCUUGUCCAGCCACGGUCUGAUGCACGAAAUUCGUUCGAAUUCGCAAAGAUUCCCGUCGAUCGCACCGGAUCCUUGGGAUCAUCGGCGAUUAUACGUGCUGGAUCUCGACUGCGAUUACGCGGAUUCGCUGUUACGAGCGGCGAACGCGAGCGGUAUGUUCGUCGCGCCGACCAGAUGGCUUUUGAUUCGAGAUCGAACGCUUCUCGUCGACAACUCGACCGAGAAUCGCCGAUUAUACAACGACGUGGCGGAAACGUUUAAACGUUUAAACGUUUAUCCCGAUAGCGAGGUGAUUCUGGCAACCAUGCUGCGGCAGGAUUUCGCGGAAAUAACGUCUGUCUACAGGGUUAGCCGGUAUCACGACGUCACGAUAGAGAAUCGAGGAAACUGGUCGCUCAAAAGCGGCGUUCGAGUCCCAGAUUUUCUGCCAACCUCCAGACGACGAGCGAACCUUCAACGAACGUCCUUGACGGCCUGUCUCGUGAUGGGCGAUCCCGAUACGAUCAACCACUUGACCGAUUUCGAACACAAGCACGUAGACGCAGUGACCAAGUCCAAUUAUCCCUGGUUGAUGCACAUCGUGAAUCGUCUGAACGUGACCAUCGACAUUCGCGUAACAGACAGCUGGGGAUAUCAAAGCGAAAACGGAUCGUGGAACGGCAUGGUUGGUAUGCUGCAAAGGCGGGAAGUCGAUUUAGGAGGCACGGCGAUGUUCUUGGUUAAGCAACGAAUCGGCAUAAUCGAUUACGUGCAGCUCUACACGCAUACCAAUUCAAGGUUCAUAUUUCGUCAACCGUUACUGUCGACGAUCAGUAACAUAUUCGCGUUGCCGUUCCGACGCUCCGUCUGGCUCGCGAUUGCCGCCUUUCUGACGCUCGUGGUUUUCAUGCUCUACUUAUCCUCCGAGUGGGAAUAUCGUCGCGGAAUGUCUAACAGCGAAUCCGCGAUCGCGUACCGACAACGAACGAUUCCGACGCAACAGACGCUCGCCGACAAUCUGAUGAUGGUGCUGGCCGCCGCUGGUCAACAAGGAUACACGUACGAGCCGUAUCGCGUUCCAUCCCGGAUCGUCACCCUGAUGCUCCUGCUUGCCGCACUGAGCUUGUACACCUCUUACACGGCCAACAUCGUCGCCCUGCUUCAAUCGACCACCGACUCCAUCAAAACUCUGGCCGACUUGUUGCACAGCCCGUUGAAGUGUGGCGUCUACGACGUCGUCUACAACCGCUAUUACUUGAAGACGUUCCAGGAUCCGAUACGAAUGGCCCUGGUGGAACAAAAGAUCGAACAAAAGGGUAAGAACGAUUCCUGGAUGUCGAUGGAGGAAGGUGUUCGUCGUAUAAAAAACGAACUGUUCGCGUUUCACGGGGAAAUGGGCUCGAUUUACGAUCUUAUGGAACAGACGUAUCAAGAGGAUGAAAAAUGUGGGAUUACCGAGAUCAAUCUGCUGAACGUGAAUGAUCCGCUUUUCGUGAUUCAGCGACGAUCGCCGUACAAGGAAAUCGUGACGAACGCGGCUCUUCUGUUGAGAGAGGCUGGUCUGACUUAUCGAGAGGAGUCUCGACUAUACACGACGAAACCCAAGUGCCACGGUCAGACGAACGUUAUCAGUAUAGGGUUCACCGAGUGCUAUUUCGCGUUUUUAGCCAUGGGUUAUGGAACGCUUUUCAGUCUGAUCGUGCUCGCCGCGGAGUUUCUCUGGCACCGCAGGUACGUGUCAACGUAACAGCCUGCUCGAUACAAUUUAGAUCG
Messenger RNA from Megachile rotundata (alfalfa leafcutting bee), 2392 nucleotides. Its product is annotated as ionotropic receptor 75a-like. The record is from RefSeq and is a predicted model, not a curated record. Lineage: Eukaryota; Metazoa; Arthropoda; Insecta; Hymenoptera; Megachilidae.